Molecule: messenger RNA, 3011 nt
Organism: Poecilia reticulata (guppy)
Lineage: Eukaryota; Metazoa; Chordata; Actinopteri; Cyprinodontiformes; Poeciliidae
Source: RefSeq, a predicted model, not a curated record
CGUGUCCACCGCUGCAGCGGCAGGUGGUCACUGCGUGCCCCGGUUUGUAAGGCGGAUUAUUGGCAUGUUUUCUCCUUAGACGUCGCAGAUCCUCGGGAGUAAAAUGGAUGGAGCAGAAUAACUUCUUGAAAAAGCACUCAGUUCUUUUUGCUUCUUUUUAAGAAGGCGAAAAGUGAAGACAACACUUUUUUGCGUAUUGGCGUGCGUAAUGCUCUCUGUGUAGAGAGCGUUGUCAACUAACGUAUUCUUUGAUUUAUUCUUUUAUCAUUUACAUUUUUAUUUCAUUCAAAAAACGUCACAGUGCUAGUUAUGGCAUUCGCAAAGUUUAGUAAAAUCAUCCUAAAGAAGAAGCUGAAGCAGUAUGAGCACGUCAGCCGAGACGUGAACCCWAAUGACAUAUGGGAGAUAGUUGGAGAGCUGGGAGACGGCGCGUUUGGGAAGGUUUACAAGGCCUGUAACAAGGAGACUGGAGUUCUGGCUGCAGCCAAAGUGAUUGAGACAAAAUGUGAGGAGGAGCUGGAGGACUACAUGGUGGAGAUUGACAUCCUGGCUAAAUGUGACCACCGCUACAUCGUCAAGCUGCUCGAUGCGUUUUACUAUGACAACAAACUCUGGAUCAUGAUUGAAUUCUGCGCUGGAGGUGCUGUGGAUGCUAACAUGCUAGAGUUGGAUCGUGGACUAACUGAGCCACAGAUCAGGGUGGUCUGUCGGCAGAUGUUAGAGGCUCUAAACUACCUCCACCAUAUGAAGAUCAUCCACAGAGACCUGAAGGCUGCACUCAUUGCUCUCUGUCCACAGCACCCUUUUGUGAAGACGGUGACCUCCAACCGUCCACUGAUCGAGCUGGUGGCCGAGGCCAAAGCUGAGGUCAUGGAGGAAAUYGAAGACAAUAGAGAGGAAGGAGAAGACGACGACACAAUGGAUCUCAUUGAGCCACCAGAAAAGGAGCCAUGCCAGACGAGUCAGACCAGUUUGGAUGAAGAUCAGUCGGCGGACACUCCAAGCCCCACCACACCCUCACCUGUACCUUUACCCAGGAGACUGGCUCGGCCCGGCACGCCAGCAGAGGAGCACCGACCCUCAGUGCCUGUGCCCUUGCCACGCUUCGCCGUCUCUCACAAAGAUCCAGAGGAGGUGGGGGGCCGGCUGGCUGAUGAGGUACUGGAGUCUGAGAAAGCUGAGAGCGAGGCCUCAACAAAGACCUCCAGCUCAGACUCUGGCAUUGAGGAUGGAAAGAUUACCCCCACAAUGGAGGAGGAGAAGGCGGCUUUAGAGACACCAGAGAAUGAACGGCCACCCCCACUUGAGAUGACUACAGAAAAACUUGACAGUAUGAUCAACUGGCACAUACCAAGGGUCCAUAUAUCUGAGGGAAAGAUGACUGGCAGCAGAGACUCACCCACUCCAAGCUCGAGUCCCAACAGGACUCCUGGGUCCACUCCCACCCCAUCCUUUGCUGCUUCCCCGGUACCACAGCCUCACGAUGUCCUGAACGACACAAUAAGCAAAGGGAAGGCAGAUCGUCUGUCGAUAGGAAGGAACGCGGAGCCGGCCUCGCCGCAAGCCAACGGAAGGAAUCACAAACGGAACUCGUUAACGGGSAGCCUAGGAUCGGACAGCAUGUCGGUUAAACAGGAGAACGUCACCAUACCUGGAAGGGUCAGUAAAACUCUCAGACAGAAUCAACUCUUUUGCUGUAGCUCUGUCCAUAUUUUGAAGUGUUUGUCUCCUGGUACAUCUCAGGCCAAGAAGAAGCAUUUUGAUACWGAGCUGGAGAAUAUGGAGAAACAUCAGAAGCAAACUAUUGAGAAGAUAGAGACGGAACACAGCGUUAAACUCAAGGAAGAAACCAAACGCAUCAAAACAGAACAAGACMGAGAAUACCACAAAUUCAUGGAUCAGCUGAAACAGAAGAAGAAGGAGGUUAAACAUUCAGUUGACAAGAUGGCUCGGAGUGAGCGAAAAGACACCUUGAAGCAGCGCAUGAGCUUCUUCCAGGAAUCAAAGAUGAAGCAGGAGGAGAAAUUCGUGGCGGACCAGAAGAACUUCCUAGAUACAACACUGAAGAUGAUCCUCUCCAACAACAAGAGGGAGAUCGCAGAAACCGAGAGAGAAUGUCUCAACAAGAAGCAAGAACUCAUCAGAGAGCGAGAGGCCACKUUAUGGGACAUGGAGGAGAAGAACCUCUUAGACAAACACCAGCUGCUGAAGCAGCAAAUGAAAGACCAGUACUUCCUUCAGAGGCAUCUACUCCUAAAGAAACACGAAAAGGAGCAAGAACAAAUGCAGUCCUACAACCAGCGCAUGAUUGAGCUGCUGAAGAACAGGCAGCAGCAGGAGAAAACCCGGAUGCCAAAAAUCCAGCGCAAUGAGGCGAAGACUCGCAUGACGAUGUUCAAGAAGAGUCUGCGCAUCAAUUCGACGGGCAGCGCCUCAGAGGACAGAGAAAAGGUCAAGCAGUUCACUCAGCAGGAGCAGAAGCGGCAGAAGGCAGAGAGGCAGCAUCAGCUGCAAAAACAUGAGAACCAGCUGAAGGAGAUGAUGGGCCAGUGUGAAAGCAACAUCAGGGAGCUGCAGCAGCUGCAGAAUGAAAAGUGCCACAUGCUGAUUGAGAAUGAGACUCAGAGGCUGAAGCAUCUGGAUGAGCAGCAUGCACAGCUGAUGAAGGAGUGGAGGGAGCAGCUGAGAGUCAGGAAGAAGGAAAUUGAGGAUGAGCUGAGCGCGAAGAAGAGGGACCAGGAGGCUUUCUUCAUGAUGAAAGAGAGCGUAGAUAAUUCAAACCCCAGCUCUCCUCACAAACUCUCCAAGUUUGUGCCUUACUUGGACUCGUCCACCAUAUGACCAGAGCGGCGGUGACGUUGCAUCUACCCGAGUUCUGCACAGACGUUCUGCUGCUUCUGGUUUCAUUUGCUUUAUUAGGAAUGACAAAACCCAAAACUUUCCUUGGAUUUCUAUGUUGCUUUAGUAAAUAUUUAUGUUGUAGCUCAAUUUUUAUUUUAUCUUUUGUUKUU